AUGGAUCCACUAGUCCCACUAUCGUCGGCGCUAGAUCCACUCACCGGUCAGCGCAGCGUCUUCCUUGAGAAGGGUGGCGCGAUGUCGUCCGAGUCAUCGGAGUCGUCUCUGUCGCCAUCGUUGUCGUCCGUGCCACGCUCCCCUCGAAGUCCAACGACCCCCGCCUUCCUCCACUGCUACUUGCGGCAGUCGCUGUCCCCGCUGAUGACCCCUAGCUAUGCCCCCUCCCCUGCCCUUCCCCGUGCCCUGCCGCUCUUCCCUGCUUCCGUUGUCCACCCCGCCGCCUACAGCAGUAGCACGGUUGGGCAGCUGCUGGGUGAGGAGUACCGGUAGCUCAGCGGCGUCCGCGGCGAGGUCGCGGAGCUGCGGGACGAGCUGGCCACCAUGAACGCGCUCUUCCGGAUGUAGUCUGAGGCCGACGACGGCGCCGCCGUGGACCACUUCAUCCGGGAGUGGAUGAAGCAGGUGCGCGAGCUCGCCUACGACGCCGAGGACUGCGUCGGCCUCUAUUGGCUCCGCAUCAGGUGCCGCCCGGGCGACGGCGUGCGCGGCAGGUUGAAGCACCGCCUCCAGACCUACCGCGAGCGCCGCUGCCUCGCCGCCGAGAUAAGCGCCCUCUCCAUCAGCGAGCGCCACGCCCGGUACGGCGUCAACCGCGACGCCCUGUACGCCCUGGUCGAGCUGCUGAUCAAGCAGCAGCUCGUCGGGGAGCAGCAUGUCAAGGUGUUCUCCAUCGUGGGGUUCGGCGGCGUCGGCAAGUCGACGCUGGGCGAGGAAGUGUGCCGGCUGCUGGAGAUGGAGUUCCCGUACCGAGCGAUCGUGUCCGUGUCUCAGGCGUUCGAUCCCACCAGCAGGGACCGCCGCAGUGACCUCAUGGAGCUUCUCAAGCGCGUGUUUCGGCAGGUCGUUGAGGUCAAGGCGGAGAAUGAGAUACUCCUCAACGGUCGAAGGAGGACCUUCGCUCCGAAGUACCUCAUUAUGGUGGAUGACAUAUGGACCAUACGAGCGUGGGAGGCAAUCCAAUCCGUGUUGUGCGAUAACAACCGCGGCAGCAGAAUAAUCGUGACCACUAGGAUAGAGGCUGUGGCCAAAGCAUGCAGUCCUGCUAUUGGUGGGCACCAUAUUCAUCAUACGCAACCCCUCGAGUUUGAAGACUCCAAGAAGUUGUUCCUCAGCAGAACAUUUGUCAACAAGGAGUGUCCCGAGGAGCUGGAAGAUGUAAUGGAGAAUAUUUUGAAGAGGUGCGGUGGCCUGCCAUUGGCCAUUGUUAGCAUUGCUAGCGUUUUGGCAGGUUACACGUCACCAGGAAGCAAGGACAAAUGGGAAUCAAUCUACAAAUCAAUUGGUUCUCAUAUGGAGAGCAACCCAACCCUUGAAGGGAUGAGGCAAAUACUUGCACUCAACUACAACCACCUGCCUCAUGAGCUCAAGGGUUGCAUGAUGUACUUUAGCAUCUUCCCAGAGGAUUAUGAGGUCAACAAGAAUCGGCUCUUGUGGAGAUGGAUUGCCGAAGGAUUGGUUACGGAGAAACGGGGCUUGUCCCUAAUGGAGGUUGCAGAGUCCUAUCUGGAUGACCUGGUCAAUAGGAACAUGAUUCAAUUGCGUGAAGAUAUCGAGUACUAUUGGAAGGCCCAGAUGUACCGUGUCCAUGACAUGUUCCUUGAGGUCAUGGUGUCCAAGUCCCUGGAAUCUAAUUUUGCUAGCCUGCUAGGAGGGCAGUAUGCAACAAUGUCGUAUGAUAGGAUUCGUCGCCUCUCCAUUCAGGGCGAUGAUGACAGGCUUGAGAAUGCAGAGCAGCCUAGGAAAAAUACGGCAGCAUCCGCAGGCGUAGAUGAUGGGAUACUGGAUUUGGAGCAUGUUCGAUCACUAAGCAUGUUUCAGCAUACAGGGAAGAAAUUGCUCGAUCAACUUGGCAAAUUCAGGCUGCUGAGGGUACUUGACCUGGAAGGUUUCAAGGGCGCCCUGACUAAGGAUCAUAUGGGUUAUAUUUGCAGGUUGUACCUGCUUAGUUUCUUAAGCUUAAAGGGCAUAGAAGUCGAGGAGGUUCCAAGUGAAAUCGGGAAGCUAGAACAUCUGCAGACACUUGAUGUACGUCAGACGUCAGUUCGCGGGCUGCCAGAUACCGUGACGAAGCUGUAUAAACUCGAGCGCCUACAGAUCUCCUAUAACGGUGAUGCCAAUCUAAUGUGGAAGCUACCCCUGGAGCUUAAGAAGAUGAAGAUGCUGCGAGAGGUGGGCUUCUCAGUCCUCGGAAACCAUCUCCAGGUUGCACAAGAUGUUGGUGAGCUAGAUCAUCUUCAAGAGAUGGUUGUCUACGUCGACGACAUCACCUUCGACGACAAUGUUCUCACAGAGUUCGCUAAUUCUUUGAGCAAGUUAUACUCACUCCGGCGCCUCAUCAUCGGAGACGUGGGCUACGGCAAGACUCUGAACUUUCUCGACCAGCUCCCCUCGCCGCCACAACUUCUCCGGCACCUUAUGAUCGCCGGUGGCAUCGAUAGGUUGCCCAGCUGGAUCAUGUCGCUCACAUACCUUGUUCAGUUCAACAUGUCGUGGGGGAAAGUUGCUGGUGACCAGCUAUUCGAUGUCCUGUGUGAGUUGCCCAGCCUCGAGACCAUCUGCAUUCACAAUUAUUGCUACGAGGGCAAUGUUCUAGUUGCACGCACUAGACACAGGUUUCCGGAGCUCAUCACUUUAAGAAUAGCCUCUGGAUCAAAGCUUCCCAAUGUUAUUCGGUUUGAGAAUGGAACCAUGCCAAAGCUCGAGAACCUGCUAGUUAACUUCACUGACAAUGAUGAGAAGAAGAUUAUUGGCAUCAGGCACCUGACCAGCCUCAAAGAGGUACAGCUCUGGGGUAACGAGAGCAACCUUGCACUACAUCGUGCACUGAAGCAUCUCAAGAGUGAGAACAAGAGGCGCCUUUUUGAGUCCAGUAGCCAGUUUCAAAUUGUAGUGAAAUACGAGUGAUUUCUCUUGUGGUUUCCUUAUUUGUUAGUUUCUAAUUUCUCCCAGAUAUCAAAGUAAACUAUCCUAUUAUACGCAAGGAUGAGGAAUGCCAUCAUGUUAAUUAAGAUGCCAUCUUGCCGAUUGGAGAGCACGCUUAUGGAGAUAUUCACUAGACAUGGGUGGCGGUUCAUUGAGGGAAUCGAUGAUUGAACAAUGUUGUCCAUGACUUGGCAUUCGAUUUUUUUUUCUUCUUGUUGUUGCUUGAUUUGUCACGUUUUGUUUUCAAGUUUGUAAUAAUGUACGGCUAUGUGCAUCAUGCAUAUAUU
Messenger RNA from Oryza sativa Japonica Group (Japanese rice), 3272 nucleotides. The record is from RefSeq and is a predicted model, not a curated record. Lineage: Eukaryota; Viridiplantae; Streptophyta; Magnoliopsida; Poales; Poaceae.